Molecule: messenger RNA, 168 nt
Organism: Aureococcus anophagefferens
Lineage: Eukaryota; Pelagophyceae; Pelagomonadales; Pelagomonadaceae
Exons: 1
Source: RefSeq, a predicted model, not a curated record
CGGGGCCGCUUCGGCACCGUGGCCUACCUCGGGCCCGUGGGCUACGCCCAGGGCGAGUGGUGCGGCAUCGUCCUCGACGAGCCCGCGGGCAAAAACGACGGCUCCGUCAAGGGCAAAAAGUACUUCGAGUGCAAGCCCAAGCACGGCCUGAUCGUGCGGAGCCACGAG